Vicia faba (fava bean) is the source of this 405-nucleotide messenger RNA. The record is from the annotation of a GenBank genome assembly. Lineage: Eukaryota; Viridiplantae; Streptophyta; Magnoliopsida; Fabales; Fabaceae.
AUGGCAAAUAAGAUGCAUAAAUCAUUUUUGUUCUUUGUCAUUUAUGCUUUAGUUGUUACAGUUUGUACGAGAAUAGUACAAUUGAUACAGGUAGAAGGAGGCUAUACACCAUGCACAAUAAUUAUGGGAAGUUGUUCUACUGAUAAUUGUAACCAGAUGUGUAUGAAUUAUCGAGCAAGCUCUACACUUUUAGGAUCAAAUUGUAACUUCUACAACUUAUGCACAUGUGAAUUCGAUAGGCCACCAGUAGGAAGAUCAUGCACAGUUCCUAAUGGACUCUGCUCAGAUCAAUGCGGUGAAUCUCGUUGUAAUGCAAAUUGUAAGGAUAGAUAUAGAAACACAGGUACUGGGGUAUGUGUGCAUGACUAUGAUCUCUACUUUUAUAAGUGUGUUUAUCAACAAUGA